Molecule: messenger RNA, 3738 nt
Organism: Mesorhabditis belari
Lineage: Eukaryota; Metazoa; Nematoda; Chromadorea; Rhabditida; Rhabditidae
Source: the annotation of a GenBank genome assembly
AUGGACACUGACGAUCUGUUCAAUGCGUUGGAUGAAACGCCCGACGAACACACGGCAAGGAGCUCGUCAACAAAGGACAUCUACGAUGAGAGGUUCACGAAUCACCAAUCCUAUCAGCAAUCGAUUCAAGUUCACCUCAUUGAAACGCAAAACGAAAAUUGCUUCCAUGAAGUAGCUGUGCCACCAAAUAUUCGGUACGAGCCAUUGCGGAUGAUGAACGUCGAACCAGCAAAAACGUAUCCGUUUCAAUUAGACGCCUUUCAAAAAGAAGCCAUUCAAUGCAUCGAGAAUAAUCAAUCGGUGCUUGUCUCGGCUCACACAUCAGCAGGAAAGACGGUCGUCGCUUUGUAUGCAAUAGCACAAAGUCUUCGUGAGAAACAAAGAGUCAUCUACACGUCUCCAAUCAAAGCCUUAUCGAAUCAAAAGUUUCGAGAGCUUGAAGAAGAGUUUAAAGAUGUCGGAUUGAUGACAGGAGAUGUAACGUUGAAUCCGGAUGCUUCUUGCUUGGUGAUGACAACAGAAAUUCUACGAUCUAUGCUUUACAAAGGAUCCGAGGUGGCUCGUGAAGUUGGUUGGGUUGUGUUCGACGAGAUUCACUACAUGAGGGAUAAAGAACGCGGUGUCGUUUGGGAAGAGGCGAUCAUCAUGCUGCAACACAAUAUCAACUGCGUUUUUCUCUCGGCCACCAUUCCAAAUGCUCGACAAUUCGCUGAAUGGAUUGCGUUUUUGAAGCACAAACCGGUGCACGUCGUGUACACAGAUUAUCGGCCAACUCCGUUAAUGCAUUUAAUCUACCCAGCUGGUGGCGAGGGACUUUACGAAGUGGUGAACACAAAGGGAGAAUUCCGUGAAGAUCUUUUCCAAGCGGCCAUGGCUUGUAUUGAAUCGACGGGAGACAAGGGAAAGCCAGAAAGAGGCAAGAAAGGAGGAGUAAAAGCUGGAGCCGAGUCGAAUGUGAACAAAAUUGUGCGUUCGCUGAGGGAGCGGGACCUCGUGCCGUGCAUCGUUUUUUCCUUUUCGCGCAAAGAAUGUGAAGCCUACGCUUUAGCUCUGAAAGAUAUGGAUUUCAACGACGCCACUGAAAAGCAUGCUAUCAUUGAGAUUUACAAGAACGCUGGCGAGCUGCUAUCAGAUGAAGAUAAGAAGCUACCACAAAUCGGACAAAUGCUCCCUCUACUCUUGAGGGGAAUCGGUGUCCAUCACUCGGGUCUGCUGCCGCUCAUUAAGGAGAUUGUCGAAAUUCUCUUCGGUGAAGGACUUUUGAAGGUGCUCUUUGCGACAGAAACAUUCUCGAUGGGGCUUAACAUGCCGGCGAGAACCGUUGUCUUCACAUCAGGCCGGAAAUUUGAUGGAAAAGAUUUUCGAUGGCUCACUUCUGGAGAGUAUAUUCAAAUGUCGGGACGAGCUGGCCGACGUGGCUUGGAUAAACAAGGUCACGUGAUUAUGAUGAUUGAUCAACAAAUGACUACUGAAAAUGCUCGACAAAUUAUCAAGGGAGCGACCGAUCCACUGAAUUCUCAAUUUCGGCUGACUUAUAACAUGGUGUUGAAUUUGUUGCGCGUUGAGGGAGUGAACCCGGAGUUCAUGCUCGAACGAAGCUUCUAUCAAUUCCAGAAUAACGCCAACAUUCCAAUUUUGCUACAAAAGUUUGAAACCGCCACAAGAGAGCUCGAGGGCAUGCACGUCGAAAAGGAGAGCUUGAUCGGCGGCUUUUUCGAAUUGGAGAAUUCAAUAAACAAGCUGAAGGAAGAAUGCAGGGCAACGGUGAUGCAAGCAAAGCAUAUUGUUCCUUAUCUACACGCUGGACGGUUAAUGCAUAUGAAAGCUCUAGGGCACGACUUUGGUUGGGGCCCCAUGAUCAAUUUUCAUCGAAAGAUCAACCCUGAGGACAAGAGUCAAAUGAUUUUUGUGAUUGAGGUUUUCUUGUGCAUCUCCCCAGAGUCGCUCACCUACAUCGACAAUGUUUCCAUGUUACGACCACCAACUCCAGGCGAAAAGGGUUGUUGGGAAGUCCUGCCGAUGACCAUUGACUGCAUCCACAAUAUGUCAGCUGUGCGGGUGAAACUGCCAGAGAAAUUGAAGGACGAAUUGGAAAAGACGAUUGUGGGAAAGCUUGUCAAGGAAUGCGAGAAAAGAUUCUUCGGACAGAUGCCCAAAUUGGAUCCGAUUCGUGACAUGAAAAUUGACGAUCCGAAAUUGAAGUCAAAUCUCGAGAAGCUGAAGACUUUGGAUAGCCUUUAUGAUUCGCACGAGUUGAGAUGUCGAAAGGAUUUUGAUGAGCUUUGUGCACAAUGGAAAGCAAAGGAGGCGAAAAGAACCGAGAUGAACAAUUACCGCAAGGAGCUGGAGAAAGCGAAGAAAGGAUUGUGGCAAUCUGUGGAGCUUGACCAUAGAAAACGUGUGCUACAAAGGCUUCAAUAUUGUGAUCAAGGAGAUAUCGUGCUUGAUAAGGGUCGCGUUGCUUGUGAGUUCUCCGCUUCCGAUGAGCUAUUGUUGACGGAGAUGAUGUUUGCUGGUGUGUUCGCUUCGUUGACCGCCGAAGAAAUUGCCUCACUUCUUUCGUGCUUUGUCUUUCAGGAAACAGCCCCAGUACCAAAGAUGGCGGAAAACUUGUCGGGAUGCUUGCGCCAGAUUCAGGAACACGCUCGCAGAAUUGCCAAGGUCUCAAAUGAGUGCAAGAUCGAAGUGGACGAGGAUCUGUAUGUGGACUCGUUCAAGCCCGGUUUGAUGGAGGUUGUUCACGAAUGGGCACUCGGGAAAUCAUUCAAGGAUGUGGUGGAGAAAACGGACGUUUUUGAAGGAUCGAUUAUCCGGUGCUUGCGUCGUUUGGAGGAGGCGACUCGUGAGGUGACAGCCGCCGCGCAGAAUAUGGGAAAUCUUGAACUCGCCGAGAAGUUCGCAUUGGCCCGAUCUUUGAUCAAGAGGGAUAUCCGAAUAGUACGAAUUUUACUUUUUGUGGAUGUUGACUCAGAGUUUGAGCCGUUUUCCUCGAUUUCCAAUCUCGUCAAAGACGCGCAACCGGUGACAACGCUGAGCGAACAGUGCAAAAGAUUCCUGGGGCAUUAUAGGUAUUACUGUCGAAAGUCGAACAUUGCUGUUUACAAUGAAGAAGUGCGAAUCAUUUGCGCGCGUUAUCGGGCCUAUUGCUCGGAUCGAGUCUAUCCGAGUAUCAAUCAUAUCCGCCGUCAAGUGGUGAUGUGGGAACAGGCGGGAAUCCCGAAGAAAUAUGUGAACAAUUUGAAGAGAUGUUUUAAGGGAUGUCGACAAACGGAGUCGGCUUGUGUGAACGCGUGCGAGUGUAUCCAUAUGCAAUGGAUUUUCGAUCCCGAAUGCUCGCCCGGGAUCAAAGCCCCUGCGGCGCCGAAUUGUCAACGUUGGUAUCAAAAGUGUCGCGGCGUUUGGGCACCGUUGCCCGACUACACCCCGGCCAAGUACUCGGAAAUGGCUCCGCCACCGCUUGUGCGCGGCAUUUUCUAUGGAUACGAGCCGCUAGAAACCCGCAAAACGUUCGAUCAUCCACGGGAUCACGGGGUCUCCUUCUGGCGAGGCACACAAACGACCCUUGUCGAUUGGCCCGAAGGGAAAUUCGCCUACGCAAACACCUACGAGGUUCCAUCGGCGGGAGUGAACGUCGCCGUGCCACAAGUGAACAUCGGAUUCCCGAGUCUCCAGCAAACACUCCGACAAUACACAAAGGGAAAUCCCGAUCCGCUCAACCCGGGCACGGGACGGCGAUAU